Messenger RNA from Raphanus sativus (radish), 1103 nucleotides. RefSeq lists its product as uncharacterized. The record is from RefSeq and is a predicted model, not a curated record. The coding region runs from base 162 to 872 and encodes 236 amino acids. Lineage: Eukaryota; Viridiplantae; Streptophyta; Magnoliopsida; Brassicales; Brassicaceae. The transcript has 2 exons.
AUCUUGUUUACCUUGGAAGCAGUUGUUCCCUCCUCGUUAUUGACCGUGGAAACAGAGCCAUCAGAGAGAUUCAGCUUCAGUUCGACGACUGUGCUUAUCAGUAUGGAAACGGUUUCCCUCUUGGGAUUGCGGUUCUUCUAGCUGCAGGUUUCUUUGGUUACAUGUUGGCUCUGUUGCAGAGAAGAGUCGGUUCUAUUGUCUCUUCUCAUACACAGGAUCAAGAAAUGUUUGAAGCUGAUCAUAAUGAUCAAAAGCCAUCCAGACCGUCUCUGAUUCCAACAGGAGAAGAGCAGCAAGAAAAACAAGACGAUAGCUUCCUUGUAUCCCUUGGGAGUCUCGCUUCGAAUGCUUGGGUUUCUGUUAUGGAGAUCCUCAGAAUAAAGCAGCCAGCAGCCGCAAACUUUCAGCAGUACCAAACAAAGCAACCUUCUGCUGCUGCGUUUAGCACAACAGCUCCGUGGCCAAUUCAAGAGAGCUUUGUGGUCAGAGACGAAGAUGAACCUCCUCCUGUUGAGAACAAGAACCAAACUCCGAGAAAGGCUUAUGCUUUUAUGACUAAAGACGCAGAGAAAAUGCAGCAGCUGCGUCAGAGCCGUGCGUUCUACAGCAGCUGGGAAGCUGAGCUCCCAAAUCAGCAGCAGCAGCAGCAUAGAAGGCAUUACUCGUCGAUCCCGCAUACAUACUAUGAGCAGAACAGUGAGCAGACUAAUGAGAUAGUGUUUGGGGCGGUCCAAGAACAGAGCAGCAAGCGUGUGACUAAGCCUAAGGAGUCUGGAGAGCAGAUAAAUAAUAAUAAUAAUAAUACUCAACAUAAUCUUCACUACAGAGCUCACUCUGUUAGUUACCCAUAUGGAUACUAUCCAUAUACAUGAAAAGUCUUAUGGUUCUGUGAGGUUAUCAGAUUUAUUGAAUAACAUUAUGAAAGGGAAGUUACAAAUUUUGGGUAUAGGGUGGUGUUUUGAGAUUUAUAUGUAAGGGAAUUGGGGAAUUUAGAUGCUCGUCUUGUAAGGAAAGUUGCAAACUUUGAUUGUAUAAGAUAAAAAGAUAUGAUCUUUGUGUGAGAAAAUAAGUCAGUAAUUUCAUUUGGAAUUGAAGAUUCAUCA